Messenger RNA from Funneliformis mosseae, 1052 nucleotides. Lineage: Eukaryota; Fungi; Glomeromycota; Glomeromycetes; Glomerales; Glomeraceae. The record is from the annotation of a GenBank genome assembly.
GAAGAAGUAGAAAUGAUCAAGUUGCUACUGAUUUAAGGUUAUGGGCAAGAGAGGAAGCGAAGAAAUUACUCGUUUAUUUGAAACAGUUGAUUGGUGCUGCCGUUGAAAGAGCCGAAAAAGAAAUUGAUGUGAUCAUGCCCGGUUACACCCAUCUUCAGCGAGCGCAACCAAUCAGAUGGAGUCAUUGGUUAUUAACAUAUGCAUGGAGUUGGCAAGCAGAUGCAGAACGAUUAUCACAAAUAAUUGAUAGAUUAAAUGUACUUCCGCUGGGCAGUGGAGCAUUAGCAGGAAAUCCAUUUAACAUUGAUAGAGAAUUUUUAGCAAAAGAAUUAGGUUUCAAAGGUGUCAUUCAAAAUAGUUUAUACGGAGUCAGUGAUAGAGAUUUUGUUGCUGAAAUAUUAUUUUGGUCUUCUAUGACUAUGAUACAUAUCAGUAGAUUUUCCGAAGAUUUGAUUUUAUAUUCUACAAGCGAAUUCGGUUUCGUCACUUUGGCUGAUGCUUAUAGUACUGGAAGUAGUUUAAUGCCUCAGAAAAAAAAUCCCGAUAGUCUUGAAUUGUUACGUGGGAAAUCUGGUCGUGUUUAUGGGCAGUUAUCUGGAUUUUUGAUGACAUAUAAGGGGCUUCCAAGUACCUAUAACAAGGAUUUACAAGAAGACAAAGAACCAUUAUUUGAUUCCGUGGAUACGCUUGCUGGUUCUUUACAAAUCACUGCAGGUGUAUUAAUCAUGAUUUAUCCUGAAAGGAUGAGACAAAAUCUAAGUAUUGAUAUGUUGGCUACUGAUUUAGCUGAAUAUUUAGUUCGUAAAGGGGUUCCAUUCCGUGAAACUCAUCAUAUUGCAGGAGAAGCAGUUCGUUUAGCAGAAGAUCGUAACACGACGAUGGCUAAUUUAACUCUAGAAGAUUUUAAACAACUUCACAUAGCUUUUGAAGAUGAUGUUAGUUUAAUUUGGGAUUACGAAAAAAGUAUCGAAAAUAGGUGCAGUCUUGGUGGUACUAGUAAACAAACGGUGAAAGAACAAAUUGUGAAAUUAUCUAAAUGGGUAAACGAGUGA